Molecule: messenger RNA, 2869 nt
Organism: Cryptotermes secundus
Lineage: Eukaryota; Metazoa; Arthropoda; Insecta; Blattodea; Kalotermitidae
Product: WD repeat-containing protein 36
Exons: 3
Coding region: 125-2806 (893 amino acids)
Biological process (GO): rRNA processing
Cellular component (GO): Pwp2p-containing subcomplex of 90S preribosome; small-subunit processome
Molecular function (GO): protein binding
Source: RefSeq, a predicted model, not a curated record
UUACCGUGUUGCUCCAUCUCGUACGCUACUUUCUACCGUUUCUAGCCGUUCUAGCCUAACGUUGUGGACCGUUGUGAGUGAAUUAAAGUGUAGGAAUUGUGUUGUUUUGUCGCAGUAGCUAGAAAUGGCCCAGUCGAGUAGAAUUUUUAUGAGAAAUAGGGCUCUGGGUUAUGUUAGUAACCACAUUCCAUUAGUAGUGCGUUAUAUUCGUUGCAGAAAAGAAAACUUAGUGGUAACAUGUGUGGGAAAGGCAUUUCAUACGUACGGUUGCACGAGGUUUACAUUACUUAGUGUUAGUGGCUUGCAUUCAGGUGAAAUAACAUGUAUUGCUGCAGAUGCUUAUCAUGUGUAUACAGCAUGUGAUAAUGAAAUUCGUGCUUGGAGACGAGGAACCGAACUGAAGCACACGUAUGUUGGUCAUGCCAGUCCAGUGCACCUUAUUUUAUCCUUCGGGCCUCAUCUGCUUUCUGUUGAUGAAAACAAUAUUCUGAAGAUAUGGGACAUCAAAUCUGAGGAGUUACACUUGGAGCUGACUUUUGACAUGAACACAUUUAAUAUAACCACAAUGCUUCAUCCUAGUACAUACUUAAAUAAGAUUUUGUUAGGCAGUGAACAGGGAACCAUGCAACUCUGGAACAUUCAUUCUGCAAAACAAAUUUAUGUUUUCAAAGGUUGGUCGUCGGCUGUCACUGUUUUGGAACAGGCACCGGCUGUUGAUGUUGUAGGAAUUGGUUUAGCAAGUGGUAAAAUAAUUCUUCACAAUCUGAAGUUUGAUGUAACUGUAAUGGAAUUUAUGCAGGACUGGGGUCUUGUAACUAGUUUGUCUUUUCGAACAGACAGACAUCCAGUAUUGGUUUCAGGUAGUUUGUCAGGACAUGUUGUCUUUUGGAAUUUGGAGGAAAAGAAAGUAAUGAGCCAGUUGCUCAGAGCACAUAAUAAUGCAGUAACUGGACUUCAGUGCCUUCAAGAUGAGCCCGUUUUUGUUACCUCAUCUUCAGAUAAUUCAUUAAAAAUGUGGAUAUUUGACAUGCCAGAUGGAGGGGCACGACUUCUAAACAUUCGUGAAGGCCACAGUUCACCACCUUCAUAUGUUCGAUUCCAUGGAAGUAAUGGUCACAAUCUUCUGAGUGCAGGAGGUGAUUCUUCCCUUCGAAUAUUUUCUACCAUCACAGAAACCUUCAAUAAGAGUUUGGGACAAGCUUCAUAUAAUCGUAAACUGUCAAAAAAGAAAAGAAAAGGUUCAGCAGAACCUCUCAAGAUGCCACCAAUUGUGCAGUUCACAUCAGAGACAACACGAGAAAAGGAAUGGGACAACAUUGCAGCAGUGCAUUUAAAUUUGGCUACUGUCACAACAUGGUCAUAUGAUAAGUUAAAGAUGGGAGAGCUGAAGUUAUUACCAGAAAGAUUUGAUCCUAAGAAGUCACAGUUGAAUGUGAAUGCUGUUGCAACAUGCCUGUGCCUAACUUACUGUGGCAACUUUGUGCUAAUUGGCUAUAGUUCAGGCCAUGUGGACAAGUUCAACAUCCAGUCUGGAAUCCACAGGGGAAGCUACGGCCAUCCAUCUGCACACACAGGACCUGUGAGGGGCGUGGCUACAGAUAAUUUGAAUCAGAUGGCAGUCACAGGUGGAAGUGAUGGAGUCAUCAAAUUCUGGCCAUUUAAAUUUUCAGGCUCAGCGGCAUUGACAAAACUCAGUGUAGAGGAAUCAGUGUCAUUCUUUAGAGCUCACCAUGACAGUUCAAUGUUAGCAGCAGCUCUAGAAGAUUUCACCAUUAUUGUCGUGGAUCUGGACACUCGUACAGUUGUAAGGAAAUUCCAGGGACACAAAAGUCGGCUGACAGAUUGUACAUUCAGUCCAGACUCACGUUGGUUGCUAACAGCUGCUAUGGACCGUACUAUCUGCACCUGGGACAUUCCAUCAUCACGGCUUAUUGACUGUUUUCAGGUGGAUGCUGCCUGCACAUCGCUGAGCUUCUCGCCAACAGGCGACUUCUUGGCCACCACUCAUGUGGAUUAUCUUGGGGUCUUUCUUUGGUCUAACAAAACAUUAUAUUCACAUGUUUCAUUGCGUCCACUGUCAGAGUCAGCUGAUGUGCCAUUACUAAAACUCCCAACAACUGUGGGUGAAGAACAGGAAGGCUUAGAAAAUGAAACAGUACUUGAUUAUGAACCUGAGUUUAAGUCCUGUGAUCAAAUCAGUAAAGACCUUGUGACAUUGUCUUUGGUUGCAAGUUCGAGGUGGCAAAACCUUCUAGAUAUUGAUAUAGUCAAGAAACGGAACAAACCUAGAGAGCCACCAAAAGUACCAAAGGCAGCACCAUUUUUUCUUCCAACUCAACCAUCACUAAACCUGCAGUUUGACCUAAGUGAAACAGCUGACAAAGAAGAAACAUAUAACAUCAGGAUGCCUGCAGAUUUACAGAUUAUUUCAGGUUUUGCACAACUACUACAUGAUGCUUCUGAAACCAACAAUUUUCAGCCAGCCAUUGCCAAGCUGGAAGCCAUGGGUCCUUCAGCAAUUGACUUUGAAAUCUCCUCACUUGCCCCAGAAGGUGGUGGCUCAUUUGACCUUAUGUUACUGUUUAUGAAGUUAAUUGAAUCAAUGUUAAUAAGUAACAGGGAUUUUGAAGUGACACAAGCUUAUCUAGGACUUUUUCUGAAAACACAUGGUGACUUGAUUGCAUCAGAAAGACAGUUAAGGGACUACAUAGCUAAACUGCAAAGUUGCCAGGUCACAGGUUGGGAGUCAUUACAAAGUAAAUUAUUUUACAGCCUCUGUGUAACACAGUCAUUGAAAGGGAUGUAAGACUACUGGUAUGUAAACAUGGUGUUUCUAAAUAAAAAUACAGAUGUGCAGUUUUUUUACAGU